CUUGUUUUCCUCACCGUACUUGGAAAGAAUGUACUCUUCGUGAACUCCUUCAAAACGGCGAACGACCUCUUCGAGAAACGCUCUUCAAACUACUCCGACCGCGCUGAAUCAACACUGGGCACUCUUGGAAUCGCAAUCUCAUCCGCCGGAUUUUUCUCUUCAGGGGACCGCUGGAGAACUCACCGCAAAAUGUUCCACCAACAUUUCCAACAAUCCGUUGCUCACACUCACUGGCCGGUCCAAAGACGUGAAGUCCACGCACUUCUUCGGCGACUCCUCAAUUCACCACAAAACCUUAUAAAUCAUCUACGUCAUAAUUCUGCUGCUUUUAUUAUGGGCGUCGUCUAUGGUAUAACCGUCGCUCCGGAAAACGACCGUUACAUAACGAUCGCGGAAAAGGCCCUUGAAGGAAUGUCAAAGGCGGCGAACCCGGGCGAAUUCCUUGUUGACAUCAUUCCCAUUCUGAGGUACAUUCCCGAAUGGGUUCCGGGGGCGGGUUUCCAACGAAAGGCCCGUGAGUGGCGGGAAGCUGUGAUGGAAAUGAAGGAUGCGCCAUACGCUGCUGUCCAGACUGCUUUGGUAUAUCUCCACCUCGCCACUCCGUCGUUUGUGACGAAAAUGAUCUCUGAGUUGGAGACUCAACAAAACUCAGAGAGCCGGCUUGAGAUUCUCAAAGGGUGUGCGGGGCUCGCAUACGCAGGUAACGUCGGUGUUACCGUCUCCAUGCUUUCCUCUUUUAUUCUGGCUAUUGUCACCCACCCUGAAGUGCAGGUUAAAGGACAACGCGAAAUCGAUAGCGUUGUUGGUCAGCAACGACUUCCAGACUUCAACGACCGACCUUUUUUGCCCUAUAUCACUGCCAUUGUCAAGGAAGUUUUAAGGCAUGUAUUUUUUCUCUAUCAUCCUUUGUGUCCGGCUUAUGCCUUCUCCAGGUGGAGUCCGGUUGCUCCGCUCGGCCUUCCUCACAUGGUCACCCAAGAUGACGAGUACAAUGGAUAUUUUAUUCCUUCGGGCACAUUGGUAGUCGGAAAUACAUGGGCAAUUCUUCAUGACCCAAAAACAUUUCCUGAACCAAUGCGCUUCAAUCCUGAUCGUUUCAUGGACACAGGCAUCGACGGACAACAAUUCUCUCCCAUGGACCCCCUCUCCUCGGCAUUUGGAUACGGACGCCGGAUUUGUCCUGGACGCUAUAUGGCCGAAGCCCAAGUCUGGCUCUCCGUUGCGUGCAUGCUUAGCGUCUUUCACAUUGGUCCCGGAGUUGAGAGAACGGGCAGCCCGAUCAAGACCACUCCAGCCUUUUCCUCAGGUUUGAUUUGUCACCCACUUCCUUUUGAUUUUUCGAUCACGCCGAGGGGGGAUUAUGUCAAGACUUUAUUGGAAGAGAGCAAACCUGAACAUUAG
Molecule: messenger RNA, 1401 nt
Organism: Laccaria bicolor S238N-H82
Lineage: Eukaryota; Fungi; Basidiomycota; Agaricomycetes; Agaricales; Hydnangiaceae
Exons: 10
Molecular function (GO): monooxygenase activity; heme binding; iron ion binding
Source: RefSeq, a predicted model, not a curated record